AUGGCUAUGAAUCCCAACGCUGCCAUGGCCAACAUGAACCCGAUGGGCGGACCGGUCGGGAGCGCACCUAUGCCCAUGAUGAACAACGGCGCUAUCAACCCGCAAGCCGCCGCCGCUGCCCCCAGACAGCAGCUGAACGAUAACCAGCGUGGCGUCCUUAACACAUACAUUUACGAGUAUUUCCUACGAUACGGCAUGUUCGACUGCGCGCGUUCUCUUCUUGCUAGCGACCAGCAAGUUAAUGUCAAGGAUGGCAAAAACGGCAACGCUGUAAACGGUGCCGGUGACGAUACCAUGGACACUGAUUCCAAGGAUGACAUUGAUUCCAAAACUCCCGAAGACCUGCCCGCUCCCAAACUCCCUAUGCCUGCAUCCGACACUUCUUUCCUAUACGAAUGGUUCUGUCUGUUCUGGGAUAUUUACAAUGCGCAGCGCCAAAAGGGCAACAGUAACGGCACAAUCCAGCAAUACGUCAUGCACACUCAGGAAAUGCUCCGGAUGCGUCCUGAAAUGCAGCAAGCCUACCAAGCCCAGAUGGCCCGCGGCAUGCAAGGCGGCAUGGCUGGCAUGAAGCAGGGUAACCUGGCACGCACUGCAAUGGCUAACAACCAGAAUCCGCAAAUGAUGCUUGCCAAGCAGAAUCCCAUGCAGCGAGAUCCGUCUCAAAUGAACGCGAAUCAGGAUCGACCUUCCUCUCCUGCUGCUGGCGGCGAUAAUGCGCCAUCGCCUUCCGCCAAGCGUCAACGCACAGAUGGUGGCCCUGGGAUGAACCCUCAGCAGAUGGUCAACGUUAACGGAGCGCACUCGGCACACCAGCUGCUCGCGGCUAGCGGCAUCAACCCCGCCACUCUCACGCAGCAGCAGCUCGCCGCGCUGGCUAAUACGCCUCCCCAUGCUCAGCAAAAAUCCAUUGCAACCUACAUGGCGAACAUGCAAUCGCAUCACGGCAAGCAGCUAGGAACCCAGCCAGGCAUGCCGAAUGUGCCCAACCCCCAAAACCAAGGCUCUCCUAUGGUCCAGCAUGCACCAGAUGGAACUACUCUGAACAACUUCUACAACGCGCCAGAAAUUGGCGGCAGCUUGCGUCCUGGCCCACCUGGUGCUGCUGCUGCUCAAGAACAACAAAACAAAAAAAGGCUCAUGAUGGCUCGCCAAGAGCAGGAUAACAUGAGCGGUGCAAUGCCGCGCGAAGGCCCUCCCGGCCCCGGACCCAACGGUCAGUUUCCCGAUACCUCGCCACAGGCUAUGCGAAGUGGCGCCUCGCCAAAUCCCGGCGAGCAGAUGAAGCGAGGCACUCCUCAAAUGAACAAUUCUGGAAUUCCGUCACCCGUUCCGGAAGGUGGUCAGUCGAGAGACUCGCCUAAUCCAAUGAACUUUAUGAGCAACCAAGUUGACCCCAGCAUGGCACCGCACUUCUUCAAGGGUGUGGACCCCAGCAUGGCUGGUGCUCAAGCCCAGAUGAAUGGCAUGCGUCCGCCUAGCUCGCACCCUGGCCAACCGUUCACUCCGCAGCAGAUGAUGGCAGCCAGGGCCCAGGGUCAAGGCAACCCGCAGCUGUGGCAGCCUGGUCCCAACGGACAAAUGAUGGCCCAGGGCAUGCCUCAGAACCCCCAGGCGCAGGGCACUCAACAACGCGCCAUGCCGCCGCCGUCUGCUCCAGCUGGGGCCGGAGCCAACGCCAAUAGCAGGACAACAGCUUCACCCCAACAGUCGGCAGCCGCGCCACCAACACCGAACCAAGGCACCAAGAACGCUCCUAAGAAGAAAGAGACCAAGGCUGCCAAAGACAAGCGUGCCGCUGCUCAGAAGAACAAAGCUGCUGCUGCCAAUGCUGCAGGCGCCACUCCUGCCGCAGAUGGCGCUGGCGAUGGCGAUUCCGCCGCUCCCGCUACGCCCAUGACGCCCUCUUUUAACAAGGCUGCGUCAAAUGCGCAGGGCAAUGCUGCCCCGACUACAACAGCACCACCAGCUAGCGCUCCACCAGCCGCUGCGGCGGCACAAUCUCAAGGCGAUCUCAGCCAGAAUGGUCUAGGUGCAGAUAGCUACAGCAUGGUUGACUUCCCCGGCAUGGAAUUCGCCAAUCCUCUCAACACGGGUGAUGUCCUGAACGACUUUGACUUUGACUCAUUCCUGCAUGACAACGACGGCAAUACUGAAGCGUUUGACUUCAACGGCACAUUCUCUGGAAUGGAAGGUAAUGAGAUUGGUGCAGAAUGA
This is a messenger RNA of Akanthomyces muscarius, 2217 nucleotides long. RefSeq lists its product as uncharacterized. NCBI's taxonomy places the organism in Eukaryota, Fungi, Ascomycota, Sordariomycetes, Hypocreales, Cordycipitaceae. Gene Ontology annotation, biological process: positive regulation of transcription by RNA polymerase II. Gene Ontology annotation, cellular component: nucleus. The record is from RefSeq and is a predicted model, not a curated record. The transcript has 7 exons. Bases 1 to 2217 code for a protein of 738 amino acids.